Molecule: messenger RNA, 4581 nt
Organism: Papaver somniferum (opium poppy)
Lineage: Eukaryota; Viridiplantae; Streptophyta; Magnoliopsida; Ranunculales; Papaveraceae
Product: F-box/FBD/LRR-repeat protein At5g22660-like
Exons: 6
Coding region: 656-1783 (375 amino acids)
Source: RefSeq, a predicted model, not a curated record
AUUGUAAUUGAGGGUUCCGGGAGGGUUUUCCAUCUCUUUAGGUUUUGAGAACACAUUUCUGAGUUUCCAUUUGUUCAUAGAAUCAGUACGUUACCUGAAGAACUUCUACAAUCAUUCCACAAGUUGAUAAGAGGUUUUCGAAGCAAAAUCAGAAUUCUGUGGGUUUUGUCUUUUCACAUUCCACCACCAGACUUUCAAUUUAAACCGAAGAGUUACUCAUCAGCCAUUUCUACAGUCAAAGGUACUUCUUUAUCCAUGCUCUAGUAUUGGGUUUUGAAUUACUAAUAGUAAUGUUGAGCAAAAUCGAAGAUUAGGGAUUUUGUUUCCUGGUAAGGGUUUUUGUUUUUGCUAAGUUUUUUGAGCAAAAUUGGAGUUUAGGGUUCUGAACAACGAAUAUUGGGGGUUUACUCUUCAGUUCAGACUUUAGAUUAACCCUUAGAGAAUGGAAGAUAAUGGGGAAGAUAGAAUCAGUAGGUUACCAGAUGCCUUGAUUCAUCAUAUUUUGUCUUUCAUUGAUACAAAAUAUGCUGUCCAAAGUAGUGUUUUGUCAAAAAGGUGAAUUCAUAUUUGGAAAUCUCUUCCCUUUCUUUACUUUGAAAGGAGGUCAUUCUUAAUAGAUUCCAGAUAUAAUGAGAAGUUCGUAAAAUUGGUAGACAUGGUAUUACUUUUUCGUGACGAUUCUCAUAUUCAGAAGUUUUUUGUGGAAUGGGACAACAGUGCGCAUAAGAAAGCAGUCAUAGGACAUGUUAAUAGAUGGAUGCUUGUUGCUGUUAGGCGUAAUGUUCAAGAAAUAACUGUACGUAUCGGUCAGAAUAAUCAUAUAAUGUAUAAAAUUCCUCAUCAGCUGUUCAAUUGUAAGUCUUUGAGGAAGUUGAGUAUGAUAAAAUGUGGAGGAGGCAAAAGCGCAGGUAUUACUUUACCAAAAUCAAUGUGUUUUCCUCAGCUUCAGGUACUGUGUCUUGUCGGAUUUUCAGUUUCUAAUGUGGAAUUAAUGGAAAAAUUCCUUUCAAGCUGUCCAGUUCUAAAGACAUUUCACAUUAGUGAGUUUGAUAUAGGAACUCAACACAAUUUGAUUGUUGAAUCCACCUGCCUUGAAAAUUUGGUAUUAGACACUAGUUGUUGUAUACAUCUUGGGCAGACCGAUCAUGGUGUGACUAGCGUUACCAAGUUAUGUGCUCCAAAACUCAAAGACUUUGUCUGCACAGGUUUAAUGACUCAAGAGUAUUCUUUUGGCAACUUUUAUUCGCUAGUCAGUGCUGCUAUUUUAAUGAAACUAAAAAAGAAAAGUAAAGAUGAAAUUCUAGAUACAUAUUCAAAGCUGCCUGUAGAGGAAAAAGAAGUUUACGCCAAAUCUAUGAUGAAGUUUCUGGUGGCAGUUCAUAAAGUGGCAUCUAUGAGAUUGUCAUUUGGAUUCCUUGAGGUUCUCUCACGAGCUCCCAAUUUAUUAGACUGUCCGCACUUCUGUAAUCUGCAAUAUUUGCAGCUGGAAAUGUGGUUUACUAGAGACAGCUUGCGCUCAAUAGCAUACUUACUCAGAAACUCUCCCAUUAUAUAUUCUGUUGUCCUUACGUCAAUGGAGUCGAAUUCAGAAGACAUUGGAACUGAUUGGGAAGCAGGACUGUCAUUGCCAGGCAUGUUGUCUAGACUCAAGAUUGUCGAGAUUAAAGCAGUGGUAGGAUGUGACUCGGAGCUAAAACUUUUGAGUUUUUUGUUGAAAAAUGCAAGGUUUUGGAGGAAGUUGCUCUUUUCUUUCGUUCUAGCGUUGGCUCGCCUGAUAGAGUGAGACAAGUGAAACAAUUCAGAGAUAAGCUCAGAGCACUUCCAACAGCCUCUUCAAAUAUCAAAAUUAUGUUGUUCUAACCUUGGUAGAUAACACUGCUAUCUUGUUAAAACUUGUAACAGAAAGUAACCAGAAUACCAGAUGCAGUAAAAAGAAAAGAAGACAAGACAAGGCUUCCCUAAGGAAAUCAAAUCCUCCUCCUUUUUUUUUUCCGCGAGGGAAACAAAAAGAUGGAGAGCAUAUAUGCAAUGGGGGGAUCAUAAGUUUGUUCGAGUGUUUGUUGCGGACAGAAGUUACCAAGAUAAUGGCCAAUCUCAGCCUCACGAAGUUGAAGAUUCAGCCAAGUACAUUCAUAUUAUGCAAUCAUCAAGUAAUCAAAUUACAGGAAUACUGGAACAAAUAACCAAAUUACAAACUCCAACAGCACUUCAAUUCACAGAACAAGCUGGAGAUGUGCAUCCAUCGUCUUUGCCCGGAUACAUUAGCCUAAGAAUAGUCCCAACCGUUGGAUUAUAUUCCUGUCUCAUUUUUCUAAUUCCUGCUUAGAUCUCAAAAUUUCAGCCCAAAAUUCUUUCUGAAUGAUGCGUUCUUCAACAAUAUUGUCAUCUGUUCUUACUAAUCUUAAGACCAUUGUUAUUACUAUUACAAUCCUCGUUCCACUGAAACUGCCAGAAGAAGAAGAUGAAACUUUAUUUUGUUGUUGAUGAUUCACUCACACAAUGAUUUUUUCUCUCAGGAUUCGAUUUUGCUACGCUUAUCUUUGCUUGUAUUGCAAUACAAUGAAUCUACUGCUUUUGGGGAUUGAAAGCGGAUCGCCAACUCUCCUAUACUGUCGGGCAAGUUUCUUCUGUAGUUGUGGGGAAUGGAGUCUGUAGAUGAUCUAACUCCAAUUAAGGAGUAGCAAGCAAGAACAUGAGAGCAUUACACUCCAUUAAACUUUUUGGUGUCAGCAACAUGGAGUGUGAAAACAAAUAUGAUGGAGCAUGUUUACAGAUUUAUGUGGAACCCUGAGCAAGUUUUCAAACCUCUGCAACAAUAACACUAAUCAAGGGGUUGUGUGUGCAAGAAUUUUCAAACCUCUAACAAACUCGGUGAUCAAUAGAUGGAUAUUAAUGAUGAAUAUUCGGUACCCAACUCCAGAAACCAGCUCAUCUUAAUGAUUCUUUCUUUCAAUUUCUCAUUGAUAAGUUCGACGCAAAAAUGGCAGGAUGGAAAAGAAGUUUUAUGACCCAUGCAGACAGAAUUGUGAUGAGCUGGACAGAGUUGGGACUCAUACCAGUAUACCACCAUAUUAUAUGGCUAUGUCGAUUAUCCUCAAGAGAACAUUGGAUAAAUUCACUAGAUCCAUGCAUAAUGGUUGGUGAGUACAUGCUAGAGAUGUGAGAAAAGCGCAUUUUAUCAGGUGGAGCCAGUUUGAGAAGUCUAAAGAUAUGGGUGGUAUGGGAAUCCAUCUAGCUAUUAUAGCGAAGCUCAUUUGGAAUCUUUUUGAAACCCUGACUGUUUGUGGAGUCAGUUAAUGAAGGCUAAGUAAAUCAAGAAUUGUAACUGUUGGGAGGUGAAAAAACCAAAUAAAUGUUCAUCUACAUGGGCCGCUAUGUUGAAGUGUCGAGAUGUUGUGAAAGAAGGGAGUUGCUGGUCUGUUGGAAAUGGUGAAAAUAUCAAUAUUCGGUGUGAUCCCUGGGUUCCUAAUCUCCCCAGUAAGGCUCCUCAACUAAAGCAAAUGGCAGCUGAGUCUACUACUGCUGUGCAGGAGUUGAUUGUGAAGGAUCAAAACAUUUGGGAUGAAGUCAAGCUGCAGCAGCUCUCUACCCCUCACGAAGUCAGCAAAUUUUUUGAAAUCCACAUUCCUACUGCUCAAGACGAGUCUCUUUCUGACUAGCUACUUUGGAUCCAUCAUCCUAACGGGAAGUCCUCGUUUAAGUCCUUUGUCAAAACUCCACAAGACAGACAACCUUCCUCUUCUACUAUUAAUGGAGACUUUCCUUGGAGGUAGUUUUGGAAGAUAAGAUGCUUACCACCAAAAAUUCAGCUUUUCAUCUGGAGACUUCUUAAUAAUGGGCUUGCAGUGGGUCAAAACUUAUUGAGGUUCAUUAUUUUCUAUACUAUCAGACUACCCAAGUUGGCAAGCUCUGUGAUGUUUGCCUCACCAAUGAAUUUUAGAGCUGCAGAGAUCCCUCACUUGACUUGCAAGGAUCAUAUUGCUAGCUGGGUGUUGGAGGGAGGGGAACAUUCAAAGUUGAAAAUGGGAGCUAGUCUUCUUUGGGCUUUAUGUAAUUCAAGAAAUAAACUCAUCUUCAGUGGUGGUAGUACCAACAUUCAAGCUAUUAUUAAUAAUGCUUUAUUCUGGUACAAUAUGGAUGUGUCCUCAAGAAAAUCUGGGAAUCCCCACUGAACAAGAUCUCCUUGAUUCAUACUGUGUUGAGUGGAAAACUCCUCCUGACGGCAAGAUGAAGAUAAAUUUUGAUGGAGCAGCAGACGUAAAGGCUAUGCUAGAGAGCUAAGUUUCAACUCUCCCAUUGAAGCUGAAGCUCAGGGUGUACUAUUGGGAAUUGAAUUUCACUGAUAUUGUAUUGGAAGGGGAUUUGCUGUGGAUGUUCACAAUGGGUAAAGUUCUUGCAAGAAUUUCUUGUCGUGAAAUAGUAGGCCAUCGAUGAUUGUUCUCGAAAGAUUAGGAGUUCUAUUAGCCUAUUUAUCUCAGGAGGAGUUUGUGUUGGUUUGAGCUUUGCCGUGGAGACGGCAAAUAAAUGAGUACCGAAACAUCUUGGCCCUUUAAAAUACAAACAUAAAAACCAUAGUACAAA